Messenger RNA from Pelagomonas calceolata, 1512 nucleotides. The record is from the annotation of a GenBank genome assembly. Lineage: Eukaryota; Pelagophyceae; Pelagomonadales; Pelagomonadaceae.
CGAUUUCGCCGCCGGCCACAAAGCGCUGGAUAGGGCGCUUGUCCCGCUAGAUUAGCUCACCGAGGGAUCGCGAGCCACCCAAGCUUCUCAGACAGGCAGCUGUUCUGCGUCUCCGCGCUGCCUUCACCCACACAACCUCGAUAUCCGACUGUGCGACCGAUUGACGCCGAUUGACGCCGAUCGACAUCGACGCGCGCGAGAAUGGAGGAAGAAGGCGAGAUCGACGACCCCGCCGAGCCCGUCUGCAAAUUCAUCAAUCGCGGCCCGCCCUUCGCGAAGGCCUUGGACGGCGAGGACCACUGGGACGGCGGCGAGGCCAAGCCGGUCGAGGGCCCCGAGCCGCCGCCGCGGGCGCGCUCGCCCGGCGACGACGACCGCCGGGACGACCGCCGGCCGCCGCCGCGGCGCCGGUCGCCGAGCUACGACCGCCGCCGGCGCUACAGCCGGUCGCCGUCGUACGAGCGCCGCCGCCGCUACAGCCGGUCGCCGAGCUACGAGCGGCGCCCGUACCGCUCGCCGUCCGAGGAUUCCUAUGGACGACGCCGCGGCUAUAGUAGGAGAUCGCCGCCGCCGCCGCGGCGCCGCUACUACGCCGACGACCGGAGGCGGCGCUACGACCGGUCGCCGCCGCGGCGCCGCGACGACCGGUCGCGCUCGCCUAGGAGGGACUGGGAGGACCCGCGGCGCCACUACGACGAGCGGCGGAGCCCGUCGCCGCGCCGUGGGCGGUCGCCGCCGCGGCGGCGCGCGCCGUCCGACGACUUCGGGCGCGAGCCGCCGUCGCGCUUCUCGGACGACCCGAGCCGCGUGCCGCCGCCCGAGGCGCCGCCGGAGAAGAAGCCGGCGUCGCGCUUCGCCGGCGCCGAGGCCGCGCUCGCGCGCGAGAAGCGCAAGGCCGUCGCCGAGGCGCUGGCGGGCGCCGAGAAGCCGCCGGCGCCGGCGCCCAAGGAGCUUAAGUCUGCGGUGGCCGCGGCGGCCGAGGCCGCGAAGCAGCUCGCGUCGGAGAAGCUGCCCGAGGACGACUACAUGAACGAGAGCUUCGUCGCGCCCGAGCCCGAGAAGAAGCCGCGCCGCAAGAAGAACAAGGCCCUGCCCGCCGAGGCCGUCGAGGCGCGCGCCAAGGCCGCCGCCGCUUCCACCAAUACGCCCGCCGCGCCGCCGUCGGCCAACAGCACCGCGGCGCAGAUGUACGCGGCCCAGCAGUACUACGCGGCCCAGCAGAUGCUCCAGGCGCAACAAUACUACGCGGCGCAUUACGCCGCGGCCGCGGCGUUGUACUCGGACCCGACGUACGCGGCGCACUACGCGGCGAACGCCGUGCGAUCCGCGGGCGAGCCGCCGGCGCCGGGGACGAUCGUCGCCGGGGCCGCCGUGGCCGGCCAGCCGCCGGAUCCCGCCGUCGCCGCGGCGCUCGCGUCGGCGGCGGCGAUACCGCCGCCGCCGCCGCCGCCGCCGCCGCCGCCGCCCGACGAGCCGCCGGCCACUGAUGCGGCCAAGACGGCUUCAAGUUAG